Calliphora vicina (urban bluebottle blowfly) is the source of this 7528-nucleotide messenger RNA. RefSeq names its product phosphodiesterase 8 (gene Pde8). The record is from RefSeq and is a predicted model, not a curated record. Gene Ontology annotation, molecular function: 3',5'-cyclic-nucleotide phosphodiesterase activity. The transcript is spliced from 17 exons. The coding region runs from base 730 to 4635 and encodes 1301 amino acids. Gene Ontology annotation, biological process: signal transduction; positive regulation of ERK1 and ERK2 cascade. NCBI's taxonomy places the organism in Eukaryota, Metazoa, Arthropoda, Insecta, Diptera, Calliphoridae.
UACAUAUUAUUUAUUUGUUGUGGUUUUUGUUUUACUUGUUUCAAGAUUUUUCAUUAUUAGUAAAAUUCUUUGGCCGAACCGUUUAGUAUUUUGUCGAGCGAGUAAAGUAAAAGUCACACAAGAAAUUAGUAAAUCGUGCGUCCAAUCAAACCACUUUAAGUUAGCACCUAUUAAAAAUUACAAAAGUACAUAAUUACAAUUAUGCACAUCUUUUGAGUACGAAAUAAUGUUGAAUCGGAUCGUGAAAUGUUUUGUGAUAUUAGAAGACGCGCUUUAGCAAAAUUUAAUAAAAUGUUUAACUGAGCGUGAUUUUAACAACAAAGAAAUAAAUAUAAAAUUGUUUAAAUAAUUUCAUUAAUAUUCAAAAAUAAUUAAAUUAAAUGCCAGUGAUUAAACAUUAUAUAAUUAAAGAAUUAUAUCAAAAGUAAGAGUAACAGUAGAUUACAGAAAUGAGAGAGAAAAUUAGUUCUGCAAAUAUGAAUUCACCAUGUAAAUACAUAUAAAAACAAAACAAAAUAAAACCAAAUUGAAAACAUAAUAAAUUAAAAUACAAUGAAAAAGUAAACAAAAAAACAAAAUCGAAAUCGAAAUCAGUGAAUCAAUCCAUCAAUCAAUAACACAAUAAAUUGAAUCACAUAAUACAACAAUAUAAUAAAUAUUGUAACAAACAAGUGAAAUAGACUCGUAAAUCUGAAAUUUUAUUUUGUUUAUCGGGAAAGUGUUACAACGAUGCGCAAUUGUUUCACAAAAAUUACAAAUGUAUUUCGUAAAAAGCCAAUACAACAAAGUCAACCUGAACACAGUCGUUUGAAUGGAGAGGGAUUCUUGCAAACGCCACGACAUUUUGAGGGCGACGACGAUAAUGCCGAAUACAGAGCAACAUCAACAAUAAAAACAGCCACAACAACAACAACAAGAAUAGCAUGUGUUAUAGUAAACGAAUGUUCGGCUACGACCGAUUUUGAUAAGCAGCCGGGCAUUAAUAAUAACAACAAUGAUGAUGAUGAUGUAGAUGUAGAUAAUGAUAAUGGCUAUAAUCGAAAAAACGUAAUUGAACAUCGAAAGAUAAGCGGCAUUGUGGCAGAUAAACAACAGAAGGUCGUUAAUACGGCAAGCCAAACGACGCCAAGUCUAGGAAGUACUGCUACCGCUAACAAUGACACCCAAAAGCCAUAUAAUUUUCCUCCAAAAAGCCAAAACAACCAAAGGAAUUUCAAGACUAAUACCAUCGUAGAGCUCUCAGAAGCAAAUAAUAGUUUUAAAGAUAAAACCACAGUCAACCCAUUGCAGCAAGCGAACAGCCAAGGACUACAGGUCGCAACUAGAAAGAAUGAUGCGGAAACUGAUAGACUUAUUCAGCAAAUUGAAACCACAGCGGACCAAAAAAACUUGAUAGAACCAACUAACGACAUUCGGCUGCAACAGCAGCAACAAAGUAAAGAAACAAACUCACAAAUAUCUUGCACUGCUAGAGGAAAUAACAAUAAUAAUUCAGACGAAAGUAAUGAACAAAAAACGCACACUUAUAUUCAGGAAUACAAAUCAUUUGUCGAAGACAAUAGAAGGAGUUUUAUCAACAGUCCAUUGCCUCUGUCUCUGCCACGAGACAUUGAGUUGUUCGCCAGCGAAGAGAUACUCAAGCGACCAACAACGACUGGAAGGCAUAACAAUAACAAUAACAGCAACACUCGACCCUCAAUCGAAAGGGAAUUGUUGAAAUUACCAAAGGUUCUAUCACGACCACCAUCGCCACCCACUAACGCUGAAGCAACCAAUAUAUCAAUUGUAGUAAACAAUGAAGUUGCCGAAGCCAAGACUCCGGAGGAAAUUGAAUACGAUGCCAAAGUGGCUGCUGAACGUGAAGAUGUGAUGACGCCAUUGCCAACAGACACUCAAACAAAACACCUGCACCCACUUACCCUCGGACGAAAUGUUCAACCGGAAAUAGUGGAAGUAAUACGCAAUCUAGAUGCCAAUACAUUGCGCAUCAACAAUCUAACACUUGAUGACAAGGUCGAAUUGCUACAGCGUUAUGAAGGUAAACAUCAACAUCGUAGACACAUUCGCGGAAAUAACCAUGUCCGCUUAAUGCCAACAGAAGCAAACAUACAAAAAGUUCAACAGAGGCAGUCACUGCAGCAACACGAUGAUUCAUCCGACUCCGAUAUCGGCGACGUUGUCUUGCGUCGAAAAAAUCCACAUUCAAUUGGAAUCGACCAUUCCAAAUGUGGUUUAUAUGAACGACGUCUACCAAAAUGUCCCAAACUAAAAUUGAUUUUGGAAAACAAAAAUACAGAUGCCGUCAAUGAAAUAAAUCCAACAGUUUGCAAAAAAACUGAUAGUGAACAAGAGCGAAAUGUCUUUGAAAUAAAAUACCCCACCGUGUUACCGCCGAAUCCUAAUCUCAAGGCUCUUUUGGUCUUUCACAAAACUGAUAAUAUUUGCGAGGUGAUGCAGCAGGCAUGCAACCGUCAGCAUAUGGAAGUGACAUUAGUGAAGUCAAAAGAAAGUGCCAUGGAAAGUCUUUGCAGUGCCACAGAAUGUUUUCACAUCAUAAUCGUUGAUGCACGCUCCGCAAAACAUUUAGAUGCUGAACACAUUGCCAGAUCUAUUCGUCACAUGAGUGGCCAUCAUUUUACGACAAUAAUAGCUGUGGUUAAAAAGAGCAUUUCAGAAAGAGACGAUGUACUGAAUGCACUAUUAGACGCUGGCGUUAAUAGAUGCAUGGCUGAAAGCACAAAUUUGUCAAUGUGCACAAUGGAGUUAAAACAGACGCUUCACUCUAUAGUACGGCCACACAAUGUCAUAUCAACACAACAGGCUCUUUACACUGCACUACAUAGACUGAAAGAAGUUCUCAUUAUUACCGAUGAUCUCCUAAGAAUUCAGUAUGCCAACAGAUCUGCAGAAAGGCUGCUGAAUAUGCGAUUGGAUGAAAUUAUAAACAAGCCGCUGGCCGAAAUCUUUGUCUCGGAUGUUUCCUCUAUAAAUCACAACUCGGGCAAAGGUAUACGAGAAUUUGAUGGCAUACUGACAGUAAAAAGAAAAAAUCAGGAUGGCAUUCCAAUGCAUGUACGGGUGGUACCAGUUGCGUGUAUUGGCAGAACUCCUACACAUUUUGUUUUUAAUUUCGAUGUACCUGGUGGACAGACGGAUUUCAUAGCAACGCUACCACAACCAAAAGAAGCUCCUCGUGGUUCGCUUCACUCUAUACGACGAGGAAGUUUCGAUGUACGAUCAAUCGCAUCUGAUGGACUGAGGCGUACAAGUUUAGCUAAACUAACUUCGUUACCUUUAGAAGCACCUAUAACAAAGAUAAUAAAUUUACUAUCACAAGUACAGGAGAAUUGUUCAACAGAUGAGGCACGACUAAUUGAUAAGGUAAUGGAAUUCUUGAAACGUGAAGGAUUAUACAGCCCUCAAAUGAAGGAAAUUCGACCAGAUGAUCCGAUUGCUACCGAUCUUAUAGGUGCCCUUCUAACAGGGCCGAAUGUUUAUUCAUCUCGACGCAGCUCGAAUGACUCAAUUGUAAAGUCUGGUCGUCCCUGCAAUAGUACAAACACUCCUGGAAUAAUGCCAGCUAAAAUGAAGGCAACCCCUCUCAUUAUGGAAAUACUGGAAGAAUCUCUAAAUUGGGAAUUUAAUAUUUUUAAACUAGAAGACGUCACCGAAAGACAUCCACUUUUGUACUUGGGUAUGGAAAUAUUCAGGCGUUUCGAUGUUUUCUGUACCCUUGGUGUGGAUGAAUCCGUAUGUAAAAAUUGGUUGGCCUUAAUGGAAAGUCAUUAUCACGCCGAUAACUCCUACCACAACAGCACUCAUGCAGCGGACGUUAUGCAGGCAACUGGAGUUUUCAUAUCACAACUGGCUGCCAAAGACUUAGUUAUGGAUCGUUUGGAAGAGGCUACAGCAUUAAUUGCUGCCGUUGCCCAUGAUGUUGACCAUCCGGGACGUUCAUCAGCUUUUCUCUGUAACUCAAAUAGUCCACUGGCUAUAAUGUAUAACGAUUUAACCGUUCUCGAAUCACAUCAUGCAUCAACUACCUUUAGAUUGGCAUUAGCCGAUGACAACGUCAAUAUUUUUAAGAAUUUAGAUAAAGAUACUUACAAAUUGGCAAGAAGUACUAUUAUCGACAUGAUUUUGGCCACUGAAAUGACACGUCAUUUUGAACAUUUGGCCAAAUUUGUUAGUGUGUUUGGUUCUGAAGUCGAGCCCAGAGAUAUCGUACAAAGCGAAGAAGAAAGUUCAAUACUAAUGCGUCGUAUGCUUAUCAAAGUCGCCGAUGUUAGCAAUCCAGCCAGACCAAUGAUUUGUUGUAUCGAAUGGGCGCGACGUAUUGCCGAAGAAUAUUUUAUGCAAACUGACGAAGAGAAAGCUAAUGAUUUGCCAAUCGUCAUGCCAAUGUUUGAUCGUGCCACCUGUAGUAUACCAAAAAGUCAAAUUGGCUUCAUAGAAUACAUCAUACAGGACAUGAUGCAUGCCUGGGACAGUUUCAUCGAUAUGCCUGAAUUGAUUACAUACAUGCAGAUCAACUAUUCCCAAUGGAAGAAAUUCGAAGAGCAGGGUAUUCAUACACUCGCCGAAGUUAAGGCAAAGCAAAUGUCUCUUAUGAAUAAGAAAUCUGCUCUCAAAUAGCACAUGGCUUUUAAGAGACUCUUCUCGGGACUCCUAAAGCCCCAACCGCUACAUUUACAAUGUGCAUUUUCGAUUGGUGAACAUGAAAUAGAAGAAUAUGUUCAAAAAUAAAUCGCCUGCACGACUCAUUCAGACGCAAUCAGUUGUGCAAUCGAACAUGCUAAACAAAACUAAUGAAUAGACGAAUAAAAACAGCACGGCUACUAAAUGUGUCGCAAAAGUCAUACCUGCUCAAAAUUAAAAAAAAAGAAAAAAAAAACAUUUAAAUAAUAAGUUUCAAGCAAAGUGCUAAUAGUUAAUUAAUUGUACGUUCAUUUCGUGUUUUAAACAAAUUACUUACUUUUCCUCGACUACUUACAUAUGUAUGUAUAUUGUUUCUUCUUGCGUCCACAAUUACGACCUACUAAUGCUACUUAUCAUGUCCUGUCAUGUUAUGUCAUGCCGCCUUCCAAUAGGAUUUCGUAUUACAUUAUUUCCUUCUCACCUAAAUAUUAUAGUAUACAAUGCAUCAUCACAUCUAUUAAGGAAUUAACUCCAAUAAUCUUGUUUUGUGUGUUCGUUUGUACCUUCUUAUGUAUUUAUAUCAAGUCAAUUGGUCAAUUCACAAGGUCUCCUAUCAUGUCAUAUUGUUAUAAUGCCCUGAUAUUUCACAAUGUUGUUAUUGCAUUUCAAGCAAAAAAUGUCCUAAAAUAAUACUACUCUAUAUGCUAUGUUUAUUGUGUUUUCGUAACCAACCAGCAGAGACCUGCGCCAAACGCCUAAGAGUCGGUAAAGCCGAGCCGCAAAGUGGUGAAAUAGGACAUUAUGCCAAUAUGACUGAUAAGAGACCUUGUGAAUUGGCCAAAUGUUCUUAUUACUCGUAUCAUUUAAGAUAUUUACAGACGACAAUGUGUAUCAUACUACAAUUUAUUGUUUUUUUUUAUUUACAGACGGUAUUCAAACAUUUUUUUGAAACAAUUCAAAAACUUUUUAUUUUCAUAUGUAUCGGUUAUGUAUUUAUAUAUAAAACUUGCAGAAAACAUCAAUAAUUAACAAACAAAUAUUUUUAAUACUACCAUGUAAACAAGAAAUGUAUUUUUAAAAUGAUUUCUUGACAAACCGGCUAGAUUUAAUAAUAUUUUUAAUACGAAAAGUAUUAAUACACAGUAUUGUCAUCUGUAAAUACCUUUACAAGUAGUAUUCAAUAAUACAAUAAAAUACAAAACAUUUGUAUGUAUGUUAGUUAUCAGUUAUCAUUUAUCAGAACUUAAAAACAAUUUAAGAAUGAAACGAAUCAAUGAAAUCAAUCAAUUUAUAAACAAAUCUAAAAAGUGUAUAAUAUAAAAUAAUAUGCAGAAAAUUAAUUUAAAUUAUGUAUGUAUAUAUAGUAAAUGGAAAAGAAACGAUUUAAUUUCUCUCCAUGAAUUGUUUAAAGAAAUGUCUUCUAGAACGAACGGCAUAUUAAUGAUUUUUGUUUUCACUUUUGGGCUGGACUCAACUUUAAACUUUAACACACAAACACUUUUUUACUUAUAUGUAUGUAUGUAUCUAAGCCUUAAUACAUUUAAUAGUAAAUAUCUACAUAAAUAAAUAAAUUAAUUAAUAAAUAAAUAGUUGUUAUAAAAAUAAAUGAAAUAUACAUAAAUAUGCAUAUAUGCAUGUUUACAGUAGAACGAAACACAUGAGUAAAUGUUUCAAAUAAAUUUAGUCAAAUAUAUUUAUAUACUAUCCCAUAUGUAUGUAUGUCUCAAUGUAUGUAUGAAUGUAUUUAUUUGUAAAAAAAACAAAAAGAAAAAAUUAUUUUUAUUUUUACUAAUUGCUACAAAUAGUUAAAAUUCUAUUAAAUUAAUACGCACAAACAUAUUUACGUGGAUGUUUUUUUUUUUGUGAAUUUCGAGGAGUGCAGUUCGGAUUAUUGUGACACGUGAUUUAAAGUACAACACUGAAAAUUUGAGUCAAAUCAGAUAAACAAGGGUAAAAUUUGUUUUUUUCAGUUUAUAUACAGUUUUACAAAUUUUGGAAAUAAUUUGGUGUCAAAAUACGCCCAAUUUAUUAUAUAAAAAAUUCGAAAUUCGAAAUUAUGGAAAUACCAUGGCAGAUACCAAAAUUUUUGUUUUUCAUAAUUUAAUUUUUUUUAGAAAAAUAACAUAUGAACACACAAACAGCAAAGCAUAACUUAUACUAUGUUCACAUUUGCAGAGUUAAUCAUCUCAAACGUGAUUAAGCUCUAAUCACUUCUAAAUCGAGAUGAUUAUCCAUACAUUUAAAUGAUUUGUUAAUCACUUCAAAUUGACAUGAUUAAAUCUUAAUAACUUCAUUAAUCACGUAGGAUCAACUGAACAUACCUCAAACUGAUGAUGAUGUAGCAUCGGCCACCUUUUAGUGUAGUACCGAUAAAUAAAUUUUGACAGAAGUUUUCUCUUUUUUCCCUAAAAAACCUUAAAUAAUUCAUCAAUGUUCACAAUUUCAUUAUUAAAAUGUUUAAAAUAAUUUGCUGAUAUCUUUAAUAAAGUAUUUAUUUCCAUAUUUAAUGCCUUAAAGAAAUAUAAAUUUGUUUGUUGUUUUUUUAUUUGUCAACUUAAUCAUUUUAGUGUCAACUUAAUCAUCUCAAAUGUAAUGUGAACGGCUUUUUAAAUAAUACGUUUUGGCAAGUAAUAUACAAAAUUUAAAAUUAGGACAAAAUGCUUCUAUGUAUGUCGAUCCUGCGUGUAAUUUUAGAAGCUAGUUCACAAGACUUUGUCAGUUAUAAAAACAUUAUUGUUGGUAAACCCAAUUCAAUACGACUAACUUUCAUAUAGACAUAAACAACAUGACAUAAUUUCAUGGCGAUCAGUCCAUAAUUAGUCAUAGCUCCCAUAUAAUGCACUCUUCCGAAAAUCAUUCAUGAAAAUAAAUUAUUGAAAUUUAAAAAAAA